Molecule: messenger RNA, 3128 nt
Organism: Branchiostoma belcheri (Belcher's lancelet)
Lineage: Eukaryota; Metazoa; Chordata; Leptocardii; Amphioxiformes; Branchiostomatidae
Product: WD repeat-containing protein 59-like
Exons: 28
Coding region: 16-3012 (998 amino acids)
Molecular function (GO): protein binding
Source: RefSeq, a predicted model, not a curated record
GGUAGUUUAGCCAAGAUGGCUGCGAGAUGGAGCAGUGAAAAUGUUGUUGCGGAAUAUCGGGAUUUGCAGGCCACCGCGAUGGCAGUGGACUGCACAGGCUGUCAUGCCUUGUUGGCAGGACGUAAACAUUUUGCGCUGGUGAAGUUGGAUAACCAGCAGCCGGAGCUGCAGAAGAAGAGUGUUCGGCAGAGUAAGUGGGAAGUCAGCGCCGUGCAGUGGUGUCCGCACGCCUCCAACGGAGACUUCUUCGUAGCAGCUUCUAACCAGACAGCUGAGGUGUACAGCUUCCAGGACAGUCAGCUGAAAACUCGCUCAGUCCUUAAGGGCCACACCCGUGUUAUCAGUGAUGUGGACUGGUCCAUGUCAGAUGCCAACACUGUGGCCACCUGUUCUGUGGACACCUAUAUCUACCUGUGGGACAUCAGAGACCCAAGAAAGCCGUCCCUAGCCUACAAUGCAGUUGCUGGAGCGUCUCAGGUGAAGUGGAACAAGGUGAACAGUUACCUGCUGGCCACCACUCACGAGGGAGACAUACGGGUCUGGGACCAGAGGAAAGGCAGCACACCUGUGCAGUACAUUGCAGCCCACCUGUCCAAGGUACACGGGCUGGACUGGGACCCCACCAGCGAACACCUCAUGGCCUCAUCCAGCCAGGAUUGCACUGUCAAGUUCUGGGAUGUGACAAACCCCAAGAGAGCCACGUCUAUGCUGAAGUCAGGUGCUCCAGUGUGGCGAGCUCGAUACACGCCAUUUGGGCACGGCCUGAUCACGGUGAUGGUCCCACAGCUGAGGCGGGGGGAGAACAGUUUAUUACUGUGGAACACAGACAACCUGACCUCCCCCAUACACACCUUCGUGGGACACACAGACGUGGUGUUAGAAUUCCAGUGGAGAAAACAGAAUGAGGACAAUGCUGACUACCAGUUAGUGACUUGGUCUAAGGACUCCAGUCUGAGAAUAUGGAAAAUUGACCCUCAGUUACAGAGAUUAUGUGGUCACACAGACCUGCAGGACAGCACGGAGCUGGAGACCACAGACUCCAUGUCGGAGGCCAGCAGCACCAGGAACAGCAUCAUCGAGCAGAUCACGGGCGGGGUGACCAGCGACUCGCUGGACAGUCCGCAGAAGUCCAAGGACGACCUGAUGGGCCAGCCGGAGACCCUGCAGCAGGAGUUUCUCCUGGUCAACAUCCCCAUCCCGAACAUCCAGAUCAGUGAGGUGGACAUGAUAAAGCGAUGUUGCACGGUGUACGCGGUGUGCGGGAACCAUGAGGUGAAGGUGGUGGUGACGUUCCCUCCACAGUACCCCAACAACGCUGCGCCCAGCUUCCAGUUCAUCAGACCUACCUCCAUCACUGACUCACUACAGACUACGUUACUGAAGAACUUACGUGAGACGUCCCUUCAGUAUGUACGGCGGAACCAUGGUUGUCUGGAGGCCUGUAUCAGGCAGAUGGUCAACACACUGGACAAUAUCUCGCUGACAGAGGAUGCCUCUCCGGUACGGCAGACCCCCUUCCCCCUGCAGAGCAUGGAGUCAUUAGUGAACCCUCCCCUCAUGUCCAUCCCCACCUACGGCACAUACCAGGACCUGAACGUUCCCUUCCCCAGGACCAGUGGGGCCCGCUUCUGUGGUGUUGACAAGUUGAUUUACUUCACCCGCCCCAUCACCCUCAGGCCUAGGCAAUCCUCCAGCACUGCUGAGCCAUACAAACUGGUGUACUUCACGCGCCCGAGCACCAUCCGACAGUCGUCAAUCACCACCGAACAGACUCCAAGGUCCCUGUCUGCCCUGUCUGCCUACAUGGGUCUCCAUCCCAUGAACAUGAUGAAGUCCAGUUCUCAGUCUUCCAUCUCACGCAUCUACUCCGGGGAGAGCGUGCCGGUCGCCCCACUCUCCAACUUCUACUUCAAGGAAAAGAAGUCACGCCGCAGUGGGAAGAACCGUGAGAGGGACCUGAACGUCAGCAGUAAAGUUCCGCACGCCGGGCCGGUCCUCAUACAGGACGUCAGCUGUCUGCUGCCCAUACACCAGAAACUGGCUGAGACAUACAUCCUGGACCCUAACAACAUCCCGAGCAUGUGCACUAGGAACGCAGCGGCAGCCAAUCAGGUUGGCAGGAAGGACCUUGUGCAGGUUUGGUCGCUGGCAGUUCUAGCUCUGAGUGCAGACCUGGCCCCCAGCUCCAGUCCUGAUGUGGAGUGCCCCUGGGCACAGCACCCGUUUGGGAGGAGAUUACUACAGACGCUGCUGGAGCACUACAGUAAGCUGUGUGAUGUGCAGACCCUGGCCAUGCUGUGUUGUGCGUAUGGAGCUCCCACAGUGCACCCUGAGGGUCGAGGACUCCUUAAGUCCAGCUCCAACUCCAGUUUCCAGUCCAACUCCUUCCGAUCCGGGCCCUCAAUGACUAGCAGAAAGUCUUCUGGAAAUGUGUACGGCUCACCAGGAACUUAUGAAACAGACGCUUUUGUCACAGGUGGCUGGACUAUAGGAAACCGUGAAUCAGGGGGCAUGCGGCGGAGUAUCAGCUGGACAGAAACUUCCUCGCCUGACGACUACCAGUACCGAGAGUACGUGGACCCGCAGCAGAGGGAGAGGGAACUACAUGACAACGAGAAACAGUUACUGGACCCUGGCUGCACCCUGCUGUAUGAUGAGUUUAAGAAGGCGUAUGGAGAGAUCCUGUAUCGGUGGGGUCUGAAGGACAAGAGAGCUGACGUGCUGAAGUAUGUGUCAGUACCACCUGAAGCACACAAAGGGAUCGAGUUUGGAACAAAGUGUGUUCACUGCUACAAGGACGUCCGAGGUCCACAGUGUGCCUCCUGCCGUGGUUAUGGCUUCCAAUGUGCAAUAUGCCACAUAGCUGUUAAAGGGUCGUCAAACUUCUGCCUGGCUUGCGGACACGGCGGCCACUCCCGUCACAUGCAGGAGUGGUUCCAGAACUACGACAUCUGCCCCACGGGGUGCGGCUGCAGCUGUACUGAGGAGAACCACGUGCUGGAAAGCUUGUGAUGUCAUACUGAGCUGGUGUCUGUACCGUAGGUUCUCCAUACAACCCAGGCUUGUCCAUGGGACAGUCACACAACCCAGGCUUGCACAUGGGACAUUCACACAACCCAGGCUUUUAC